AUGGCACCCGGCGCACUCAUCUCGGAGCCCCCGUCGACGAUCAACAUCGCGACAAAGCGGGCGCCCACCACCACCACCACCACCACCACCACCACCACCACCACCUCUAACGACCAAGCAGAUCGCUCCAUCUUCCCAGAUGGCAUCCGCACGUCGGGCCAGCAUAACCCCAUAUACUCCCUCCUCAGGCCCUACCAGGACUUUCCCAAAUCCAUCACGGGCCCGACGGUCUGGCACAAGGAGCAGUUCGAAGCCGACCCUGCGUCCUGGACGCACCGCUUCACGCCGUCGGAGAUAGCCGAGCUCGGCGCCACGGCCGACGCCUUCAUGGCCAGCGGCGUCGACCUGACAGGCAUCUCCAAGGCCAACUUCCCACUGCCGACGCUGCAGCGGACGCUAGACGCGCUGCGGGCGGACCUGCUGGACGGCAAGGGCUUCGUGCUGUUCAAGGGCUUCCCCGCGACCGAGUGGGGCGCGCUCAAGACGGCGACGGCGUACAUGGGCCUGGGCACGCACCUGGGGUACUUUGUGUCGCAGAACGGGCGCGGCCACGUGCUGGGCCACGUCAAGGACGUCGGCGACGACGCGGGCCAGAUCCACCGCGUGCGCAUCUACCGCACCGCCGCGCGGCAGUUCUUCCACGCCGACGACGGCGACCUCGUCGGCCUGCUGUGCGUCCACCGCGCCGCCGAGGGCGGCGAGUCGGACCUCGUCAGCGUCCACGCCGUCUGGAACGAGCUGCAGCGGAGCCACCCCGACGUCGCCGAGCUGCUGACCAGGCCCAUCUGGUACUUUGACCGGAAGGGCGAGGUGAGCGAGGGCCAGGAGGAGUGGACCAGGCAGCCCGUGUUCUACCUCGAGCCCGGGGGCAAGGGCAGGGUGUACUGCAAGUUUGAUCCGUACUACGUCCGCAGCUUGACGAGGUUUUCCGACAGGGGAAUCAUCCCGCCGCUGAGCGACGAGCAGAAGCGCGCCGUCGAGAUCCUCGAGGAGACGUGCCAGCGGCUGGCCCUGCACAUGAUCCUAGAGGUUGGGGAUAUCCAGUUCCUGAGCAACGCGCACAUAUUACACGCCAGGACGGCGUACAAAGGUGAGAGUCCCUCGGGCGUGCUUGUAACUUGUCGCGGUACUGUUUCUCCGUCAGAUGGGGACCGUGUUUCUAACCCGUCGUCGCCGUGGUUUGUUGCAGAUUUCCCGCCGCCAGCGCCAAGGAGACAUCUUCUCCGUCUGUGGCUGUCAACGCCGGAUAACGAGGGCGGCUGGGUGCUCCCAUUUCCCGACAGUGGGGAGAAGAAACGCGGUGGAAUCCAGGUCAACAAUACGCCGCCACGAUGCCCGCUUGAUGCGGAAUAG
Messenger RNA from Pyricularia pennisetigena, 1353 nucleotides. RefSeq lists its product as uncharacterized. Gene Ontology annotation, molecular function: oxidoreductase activity. Lineage: Eukaryota; Fungi; Ascomycota; Sordariomycetes; Magnaporthales; Pyriculariaceae. The transcript has a single exon. The record is from RefSeq and is a predicted model, not a curated record. Bases 1 to 1353 code for a protein of 450 amino acids.